This is a messenger RNA of Aspergillus versicolor CBS 583.65, 1060 nucleotides long. RefSeq lists its product as uncharacterized. NCBI's taxonomy places the organism in Eukaryota, Fungi, Ascomycota, Eurotiomycetes, Eurotiales, Aspergillaceae. The transcript has a single exon. Bases 196 to 1005 code for a protein of 269 amino acids. The record is from RefSeq and is a predicted model, not a curated record.
GAAUGCACAUUGGAACUCUUUGGUUGACGCUGCUGACACUUCCCAAACAUCGGUUAACACAUUAGGCCUGUUGCAGAAUGACAAAGAUGGAAAACGAAUAUAAAAGGGACCUGAUCGCUCGAGUAAUAACAUCUUUCCAACUGUUCCUCGACAACUCAAUCGAAAAACAAAACAUAUAGAAGAAGUCUUUCUAGCAUGUCGGCAACAACGUGCAUCGGCGCCCAAGUGGCCUCUGAGGCAGGCGAAGUCUUGGACAUGGCGGGAAUCUUCUAUGUCUUGUUUGGCUGGCUUCCUGUCGCUUUAAUUGCAGAAGAUAAGGGAUUUGGCGAGGUCGACUUGCUGGUUCCAAAGCAAGACCUCACAAGAGCCAUUGAAAAACUUGUUGAGGCCGGCUUUCAUGAAUGCCAGGAUCCCAACUGCAUCGAACUGCAAGAGAACCGCCGCCCAAUAACGUCGAAUAAUGUGUUCCAGGCAAUGGCUUUCUUGAUUGGUAAUUCAAUCCAUGCUGUCGCGAAUGCCCAUUUCCAUCUCGGCUCUCAGUAUGAAUCUUGUACGGUACUAUCAUUGUACACCAUAUCCGACCUACUCUGGUGGUUUGAGGAUAAGGAGCAAAGGUUGCUUCUCACCGAUGACGACGUGUGGUUUUCAAACGAUUCCCGCCUCCCGCCUUAUCGAGAGGGGGGACCCUCAGGGGCAUGGACAGCGCUUCCUCCUGUCCGAAUGUUGAGUCCGACUGCAUUCAGCGAAGCUUUGAUCCGCUUGAUGUGCCAGAACUAUGGCCAUAUCAAGGGCGUGGGCCGAGCCUGGCGCAAGAUGUGGGAGUGUCUUAUGCGGAAUGCGCACCACAUGGAUCUCGAUCCUCGUUUUCAACCGGUUUGGGACAGCUUCAGCGCUAGCCACUAUACUGGUAACCCUUAUGAGAUAUUGCGGGCGCUCCGUGACGAGAUGGUUGCGAAUAAUGAGUUUCCAUAUCUGCCGCCUGUCAACCUGAACGGGCUGACCUAGUGGAUUGAAGACGAUAAAGUGUAAAGCGGUCUGAUGGACUUUGUUUUUUUUUUCA